CGGGUGCGUCGAGCUCGCCGCGGACCCAAGAUGGCGGCGUGUGGACGUGUACGGAGGAUGUUCCGCUUGUCGGCGGCGCUGCAGCUGCUGCUGCUCGCGGCGGCCGGGGCCCAGAAAGUCCCGGCCCAGGGCGGCCACAGCCAGGGCCAGGGCCCCGGGGCCAACUUUCCGUCCUUUGUAGGGCAGACUGGAGGCGGCGGGCCGGCGGGUCAGCCGCUGCUCCAGCUGCCUCAGUCAUCUCAGCUCCAGCACCAGCAGCAGCAGCCGCAGCAACCGCCUCAGCCGCCGCAGCCGCCUUUCCCGGCGGGUGGGCCUCCGGCCCGGCGGGGCGGAGCGGGGCCCGGAGGGGCUGGCGGGGGCUGGAAGCUGGCAGAGGAAGAGUCGUGCAGGGAGGACGUGACCCGUGUGUGCCCCAAGCACACCUGGAGCAACAACCUGGCGGUGCUCGAGUGCCUGCAGGACGUGAGGGAGCCUGAAAAUGAGAUUUCUUCAGACUGCAAUCAUUUGUUGUGGAAUUACAAGCUGAAUCUAACUACAGACCCCAAAUUUGAGUCUGUGGCCAGAGAGGUUUGCAAAUCUACCAUAUCAGAGAUUAAAGAAUGUGCUGAUGAACCGGUUGGGAAAGGUUACUUUGUCUCCUGCUUGGUGGAUCACCGAGGCAACAUCACUGAGUAUCAGUGUCACCAGUAUAUCACCAAGAUGACAGCCAUCAUUUUCAGUGAUUACCGUUUGAUCUGUGGCUUCAUGGAUGACUGCAAAAAUGAUAUCAACAUUCUGAAAUGUGGCAGCAUUCGGCUUGGAGAAAAGGAUGCACAUUCACAAGGUGAGGUGGUAUCAUGUUUGGAAAAGGGCCUGGUGAAAGAAGCAGAAGAGAGAGAUCCCAAGAUUCAAGUCUCUGAACUCUGCAAGAAAGCCAUUCUGCGGGUGGCUGAGCUGUCCUCAGAUGACUUUCAUCUAGACCGGCAUUUAUAUUUUGCUUGCCGAGAUGAUCGGGAGCGUUUUUGUGAAAACACGCAAGCUGGUGAAGGCAGAGUGUACAAAUGCCUCUUUAACCAUAAGUUUGAAGAAUCCAUGAGUGAGAAGUGUCGAGAAGCGCUGACGACCCGCCAGAAGCUUAUUGCCCAGGAUUAUAAAGUCAGUUAUUCGUUGGCCAAAUCCUGUAAGAGUGACCUGAAGAAAUACCGGUGUAAUGUGGAAAACCUUCCGCGGUCCCGGGAAGCCAGGCUCUCCUACCUUCUCAUGUGUUUGGAGUCAGCCGUGCAUAGAGGGCGCCAGGUGAGCAGCGAGUGCCAGGGGGAGAUGUUAGAUUACCGGCGCAUGUUGAUGGAAGACUUUUCUUUGAGCCCUGAGAUCAUCCUGAGCUGUCGCGGGGAGAUUGAACACCACUGUUCUGGAUUACAUCGAAAAGGGCGAACUCUGCAUUGUCUGAUGAAAGUAGUUCGUGGGGAAAAAGGGAACCUUGGAAUGAACUGCCAGCAGGCGCUGCAAACACUGAUUCAGGAGACUGACCCUGGCGCAGAUUACCGCAUUGAUAGAGCUCUGAAUGAAGCUUGUGAAUCUGUGAUACAGACAGCCUGCAAACACAUAAGAUCGGGAGACCCAAUGAUCCUCUCGUGCCUAAUGGAACACUUAUACACAGAGAAAAUGGUGGAAGAUUGUGAGCAUCGUCUAUUAGAACUGCAGUAUUUCAUCUCUCGAGAUUGGAAGCUGGACCCUGUCUUAUACCGCAAGUGCCAGGGAGAUGCAUCUCGUCUUUGCCACACCCAUGGUUGGAAUGAAACCAGUGAACUUAUGCCUCCCGGAGCUGUGUUCUCUUGCUUGUAUAGACACGCCUACCGCACUGAGGAACAGGGAAGGAGGCUGUCUCGGGAGUGCCGAGCUGAGGUGCAGAGGAUCCUACAUCAACGUGCCAUGGAUGUUAAGCUGGAUCCUGCCCUCCAGGAUAAGUGCCUGAUUGAUCUGGGAAAAUGGUGCAGUGAGAAAACAGAGACCGGACAGGAGCUUGAGUGCCUCCAGGACCACCUUGACGACCUGGCUGUAGAGUGCAGAGAUAUAGUCGGCAACCUCACCGAGUUAGAAUCCGAGGACAUUCAAAUAGAAGCCUUGCUGAUGAGAGCCUGUGAGCCCAUAAUUCAGAACUUUUGCCAUGACGUGGCAGAUAACCAGAUCGACUCUGGGGACCUCAUGGAGUGUCUGAUUCAGAACAAACACCAGAAGGAUAUGAAUGAGAAGUGUGCCAUUGGAGUCACCCACUUCCAGCUGGUGCAGAUGAAGGAUUUUCGGUUCUCUUACAAGUUUAAAAUGGCCUGCAAGGAAGACGUGUUGAAACUUUGCCCCAACAUAAAAAAGAAGGUGGACGUGGUGAUCUGCCUGAGCACCACCGUGCGCAAUGACACUCUCCAGGAAGCCAAGGAACACAGGGUGUCCCUCAAGUGCCGCAAGCAGCUGCGGGUGGAAGAGCUAGAGAUGACUGAGGACAUCCGUCUGGAACCAGAUCUGUAUGAAGCUUGCAAGACUGACAUCAAGAACUACUGUUCCACUGUGCAGUAUGGCAAUGCUCAGAUUAUCGAAUGUCUGAAAGAAAACAAGAAGCAGCUAAGUACCCGUUGUCACCAGAAAGUUUUUAAGCUACAGGAGACAGAGAUGAUGGACCCAGAACUAGACUACACACUCAUGAGAGUCUGCAAGCAGAUGAUAAAGAGGUUCUGUCCAGAAGCAGAUUCCAAAACCAUGUUGCAGUGCUUGAAGCAAAAUAAAAACAGUGAACUGAUGGAUCCCAAAUGCAAACAGAUGAUAACCAAGCGCCAGAUCACCCAGAACACAGAUUACCGCUUAAACCCUGUGUUAAGGAAAGCCUGUAAAGCUGACAUUCCUAAAUUCUGCCAUGGCAUCCUGACUAAGGCCAAGGAUGAUUCAGAGCUGGAAGGUCAAGUCAUCUCUUGCCUCAAGCUGAGAUACGCUGAUCAGCGGCUCUCUUCAGACUGCGAAGACCAGAUCCGGAUCAUUAUCCAGGAGUCCGCUCUGGAUUACCGACUCGAUCCCCAGCUCCAGCUGCACUGCUCAGACGAGAUCUCUAAUCUGUGUGCCGAGGAAGCUGCAGCCCAGGAGCAGACGGGUCAAGUGGAAGAGUGCCUCAAAGUCAACCUGCUCAAAAUCAAGACAGACACCUGUAAGAAGGAAGUGUUAAACAUGCUGAAGGAGAGCAAAGCAGAUAUCUUUGUGGACCCAGUCCUUCAUACAGCGUGUGCCCUGGACAUUAAACACCACUGUGCAGCCAUUACCCCUGGCCGAGGGCGUCAAAUGUCCUGCCUCAUGGAGGCCCUGGAGGAUAAGCGGGUGAGGUUACAACCCGAGUGCAAAAAACGCCUCAAUGACCGGAUUGAAAUGUGGAGUUACGCUGCAAAGGUGGCCCCAGCAGAUGGCUUCUCUGACCUCGCCAUGCAAGUGAUGACAUCUCCGUCAAAGAACUACAUCCUCUCUGUGAUCAGUGGGAGCAUCUGUAUAUUGUUCCUGAUCGGCCUAAUGUGUGGACGUAUCACCAAGCGAGUAACACGAGAGCUCAAGGACAGGUAGAGCCACCUUGACCGCCAGAGGAACUACCUGUCCAGUGCCCGGUUUGUACAGCCCUCCUGUAUAGUGUACCCACUCACCUCGCUCUUCUCAGAGGUGGCACCAACACCCAUGUUAGAGCAGCCGCAGGUGUCCUCUGCAUUGUCCCGUCUCCGACUUCGCCCGUGUCCAUGGUGCCCUCCUCCUCCUCGACCAUUUCGUGCAGCAACAGCAGCUGGCCGCUUGGGUUAUUGCCUGUAUUGGCAAAUUUGGGUUUACCUGCCCGUAGGCAAGUCUCUCUCAUACCAAUGGAACUACCAGUACUUCCAGAACCAACUUACCUGACCUGCAACUCAAAUGAUUUUUUAAAAAACAAAACAAAACAAAACAAAAACAAAAACACCAAAAAAAAAAAAUUUUUAAAGAAAGAAAAAAAUGUAUAUAGUAACACAUCUCCUCCAGGCUUGACUUGGGCAAUGGGGUUAUUUCUUCUGUGCGACUGUAAAGCAAAGGCAGGACUUUAAGGGAAAACACACCACCCAAUAUGCUGUUACUGGGAUGUCUUGCUCAUUUCUCAAAAGCACCUUUGGACCGUGCGGGGGCCAUGGACUUCACCGAGGAGUGGGAAACCACUAACCAGCCUGCUCUGGGUCGUGUUUUCUUCUGCUGAAACAGUGAUGCCUUCCAGUUCCCACCUUAAUAGAGCCACUGCUGGUCAAGACACCACGGCCAUGAGUAUUCCUAUGAUCUCCUCACUUCAGUGAAGUAAAGCAAGCAUGAGCUUCCCCAGACCAAGGGUGAAGGGUUGGAGAGGAGAUUGAAAGUGUGUGAAGCCGGUCAGUCACUUGAUCUGCGCCGAGAGGCUGGACGCUGAGUCCCAGGGAGCAGGAUCCCAGGCAUCUUCCUCCUCCAGGCUAACACAGGACUCAGUCCCAUUUGGACUGACCCUGUUGGGGGAUAGGAGUAGUUUUAGAAGGCCUGCCGGCAGGCAGUGACCACACCGCGGGAGGGAGCUCGGGGCGGGAAGGAGGGGCAGGGAUAGAUUCACUUUGCUUUAUGCUUCGGGCAACAAUGCAGGUCCGAGACAGUGGCUUAUAAAGAUUUAGCGUGGUCUCAGGGUGUGACUGGCCAUCCAACCUGACCCUUCUGCAGGCUCAAGGCUGUCUUCCCAGACAAGUUCCCUCAUGCCUCUUUGUGGAGAGGACUUGGAAAGUUACUCUGUUAGAAGAUGGAGCCUAUUCUCCGUGGUUUUUUUCCUUUCUGUCCAUUUGCUGUGUACACCCACUGUAGUAGGCAUUGGCCAAAUGUUGUACUUUGAUGAUUCAUCAGUCUUUCCAGAAUCUGAGCUAGAUGGAAGCAGUCUUCCUGGCCGUCCGCCCUCGUCCCUCCAGUGUGGGAUGACAGGUUUGGCGUGUACAGGGGAGUGGUACAAGCAUCAGGGUGCAACCUGGCACACCUUGGUUUGAGUUUGGGGCCUGGAGUCACGGUGGCUGCACAAGGGGGCGGCAUGUACAGGAGGAGAUAUAUUUAUAUAAUAUAUAUUUUAUUAACCUGUUAGACGUCCACAGAGUAUUAUAAAUCACGUGCCUAAACUGUCCACAUAGACCAUGGCGCCCUUCCUUGCCCUGCCCCUCGUUUGCCGCCAUCCACGCGGGCUGCGGGACCUGCACCACGUUUGUCUCCCCUGAAAUGUGUUCCAUACAAAGUGGGUCAGUGUGUGGAUCAGUUGAUUCGAAUUACUUCUUGUCUAAUCUGACUGACAUAUAUUUGAAUACUGUGGUUUUCUUCUUUUUCUUGUUGCUACCUUUCCUGGAGGCAGUGGGGUCCAGAAGCCAGCUCUGUUCCCCUGCCUAGGGUACUUUAAGUCACCAAGGGGAGCUGCUAAGCUGCUUGGUCCCCUCAUUCAUGCUCUUAGGGUCUUCCUGAUUCUCAGCACCUAUCCUGGGAUUGAAACUCUUGGAGUUCGGGCAGAAGCCCCCUACUGCCACCAUUGUGGAACUGAAUUGGGCUGGUCCGCAUGGUCCACCUCCAGGAGUGCCCACCUGAGCUGUGGGAGCUUGGGAAUGAGAACUGGGGAUGUCGUCUAAACGCCAGCCCCCACCAACGUGUCUGGCAUGGCUUACAGGAUAGAAUAAACGUUUACCAUUUGGUGAGUGUGCGGGUACCGCUCUCCAUCUGUACAUUUUCCCUCCCAAUGUGUGUAAAACAUCGCCAUGGUUUAAUGUGUCUUGACAUUUUGGGUUUGUCUUAGUUGUCUACAGCAAAUCUGGAAGCCUGAGAAGGAGUUUGAUUCUUGAAGCAUUUGUCAUAUUUAGAAAUAGAAUAAAAGGGAUAAUUCUGCCAGUAUUUUCAGUUGCUUGUUGCUAGAAAGCAUUUCACCAUCCUGCUUGGAAUAGUUUCAGGUGACCCGUUCUUCAGAGUCCCAGAUAGUGUGCUGAGCAGUUUCUACCUCCAGGGGGCCCAGCACCAUCCGAACCUGCAGCUCCGCUGUCUCCGUUCUGUCCUUCAGUGGAAAAACACAGGUGCUGUGCCUCAUGGAUUGCCACCCUUACGGGUCAGUCGUGGAUCAAUCAGCUAGUCGAGAGUUAGUCGAGAAGAGGAAGCCGUGGCCCUAGUGGAGGAGCCAAUGAUGAACCUUGUCCUUAUCUCUUCUGGUAUCUAGCCCAGAUGGUAACAACCAUCGGGUGAUUACGGGGUCAAGGUCAAGGCUUCAGGCAGUUGCUGCAAAUUACAGUAGCCAGGUAACUCAUCUGGCCUUGUCAACUCACUCCGGUGUCUCAGGGAGUCCUACUUCGUGUGCUCCACGACCCUCAAGAGCCAGGAGGUUACUCUGCCGGGUUGGAGGCUCUGCGGUAAGGAAAUCAGAAAUACAGGCAGGCUGUCAGGAACAAGACUGUUCCCUCUGAGUGUCUCUCACAGAAGGGUAGCUCUGGAGGUGAGACCUUUACUCUGGUGCGUCCCUGGCCGCCUUCUGCUCUUGCUGCUGUCCUGAGAAAAGUCUGCUUGCAAGACGUGCUGAGGCGGGAGCAGAGUAAGGCUUCACCCUUUCACCCAGAGUAAAGGUUCACCCCAGCGGGAAAGCCUUCGUCCUCUGCAUUCCCUGGAGACCCCUCGGCUGCCACUCCCUGUGCUGUGUGUCCAGUCGGUUUGUUCUGAGCCCGCCUGUCCUUGGAAGCCAGGGAUUCUGGUACUCGGCAGGCAUCGGCUUGAAUUCCCUACAGGCCUUCCGCUGCCUCAUAUCCUGCACUUCCUUUUCUGGGGGACAGUGAGCAGCUCUGUGGGGGGAGAGGGAGGGAGGUUCUGCUUUCCCAGAAGAGGUGACCAAAUGAUCAGAUUUCACUUCCUCCCAUUCCCCGAAGUCACGUAAUAAAAGAAUCCAGUAGUAAAGAGGUCUGUAUUACCCGUUUUCGUAUCAUCAGACAAAAUGGAAAGGAACUUAUAUGCCGACUUUUAUUUUCCCUAGAGAAGAUUCACUUUCAUGUGUGCGUAUGACUUCCAGAAAUGUCUCCCAUCCUCCCCACCCCCAGGCUGUGGUACAGCUUCUUUCCCAAAGACCCCACUAUAGUGUGAGUCAUCCAGGCAGAGGUGGAUUGCUUCGUGGGGCGGCCUCCUUACUUAGCUGGUCUCAAGGUCUUCUGAGGAAAGGCUUUUAUUUCCUGUUUCUUGCCCUCUCCCACGAAAAACUACCCACACCCCGACUACAGCUUAUGUUCAGUGAGCAGAUAACGGAGAGCCACAACGCCAGCCAGCCCAGCCCGACACGUUCAACCUAAAUUUUGCCAUAAAACAAAGAGGAGACAGCUGUUUGAGUUGUGUGCAGUUAGGUAUAUAAUAUUUAUAUUUCAGAUUCUUACAAAUUUGAGAAACCUGGCAGAUUCUUUUUAUUUCUUACCAUUUGGACGGCACAUGCCUCACUUUAUGAAAUGCAGCGCUCCAGUAGCCUGAGUUUCUCCUGGGCCUUUAGGGACUCCCCUCUCUUCACCUCUUCUCUCCUGGUCUCGAUUCCCAGGGGCUGUGGACCCAGACCUGAUGUUCUGGCCUGCCUCUUUCUUACUGUCUCCCUCUCUCAUCUGUCUUUGGUCAGCCCUCUCUCUAGUACUCUCCUCUUGGUCUUCCUCUCCAUUAGGACCAGGGCCACCUGUUAACGGCAGUCGAGUUCAAAGGCGAAGCCCCCUUCCUGCCCUGACCUCAGACAACAGAUAAGUCCUACAAACCCAGACUGACUUUUCAGAGUGACCUGCUUCCCCGAGCCAUCUAGUGAGGUCACCGUGGAGACCCAGGGACUGUUCUCGUCCAGAGCACAAGGUGGGACUCUCUGCUUGGGCUGGGGUGACAGGAUCCUGACGGCGGUUUCCUCUCCUCCCCUCUCCCAAGACCUGUCACCACACACCAUUAGGGAUGUUGGGAUACGGGCAGUAGAGAGACCUGCCUAAGCAAGGAGAAAAUUCAGAUAGUGCCUCUAUGUUCUGUUUUUGCCUUCCCCCAUCAUGGAAUUGACACCUGGACCCCAGAGCCCAGCAGGCCUGUGUCAGAGCCGGGGAGGCAGGAGCAGGCCCCAGGGCAGGCUGCCGCACACGGGCCGGGGUGGCCGUGGCAGCGCUGGGCCGCGGCAGGCUUCCCAAGCGGCUCCCGUGGCUCAGCGUGCCCAGGUCAGGCCCAAGCUGGAAAACAAACUGAACAGCAGAUGCUGUGCGAGAUCUUAGGCCUUGAACUUUUUUUUUUUUUUUUUUUAAGAAAGAGAAAAAAAAGUAAAAUUAACAAGCCUCUUUUGUAAAUGAUUUUUCUUUCUAUGUAUAAAAUCCCGGCAGUUCCUUGUUUUUACAUGUUCAUGCUGUGUAAUUUUGAGAUGUUACUGAGAUCCUGAACAUAAUGUGCAUUUUUUUCUGUACAGAUGAAAUGGGAGAAUUUAAUAAAGAGUUUGCAGGUUUUUA
This is a messenger RNA of Mustela lutreola (European mink), 8480 nucleotides long. RefSeq names its product golgi glycoprotein 1 (gene GLG1). The record is from RefSeq and is a predicted model, not a curated record. NCBI's taxonomy places the organism in Eukaryota, Metazoa, Chordata, Mammalia, Carnivora, Mustelidae. Gene Ontology annotation, molecular function: fibroblast growth factor binding. The transcript is spliced from 26 exons. Gene Ontology annotation, cellular component: Golgi membrane. Bases 31 to 3573 code for a protein of 1180 amino acids.